Apis laboriosa (Himalayan honeybee) is the source of this 584-nucleotide messenger RNA. RefSeq lists its product as uncharacterized. The record is from RefSeq and is a predicted model, not a curated record. Lineage: Eukaryota; Metazoa; Arthropoda; Insecta; Hymenoptera; Apidae. The transcript is spliced from 2 exons. Bases 1 to 567 code for a protein of 188 amino acids.
AUGUGUGCCACUAAUACACCUUAUGGAUCAAGAUCCUCCGAAAAUUCCGCAGAUGACGUCAGGUUUCAUCAACCUCAUCCAGCACAUCCUCCACCUUACAUUUACUAUCCACCACCUUAUCCCCAUUUUCAUCCAUAUUAUCCAUAUCAUCCUGGAUUUUAUUCACCGCAUUAUUACAAUGAUGUAUCCCAAGAAUCAAAAGGUUUCUCUUGGUUCAAUAUUGUAUUACUACUUUUUUUGUUAUUGUGCAUCGUUAGCAUUGUUUUCUAUUGGUCUCUGUCUCGCGAUACACGGCGAAGAUUAAACGGCAGAUUGCCUCCUUUAGUGCAACCAGCACAGACUGCGAAGAGAAGAAAAGAUGCAAAACAGAAUUAUCCUGCUGAAUUUGUUUUAUAUUCUGAUAUAAAUGAUGCACUCGAUAGAGAUUAUGAUGUUUUUUGCGAAGGAUGUGAUGAUUCCCUAUCAACUUCUACAUCAAGUAAAUAUCAGAAGCAUUCCGUUUACAAAGGGAACGAAAGUAAGAAUGAAGAUAUCAUAGAAUUUUCAUCAGGAAAAAAAAAAAGUUAAUGAUGCUACAGAUGAUG